CAACACACGUCUUCGCUUGUUUCCCAUUUCUCUCUCUUUCUCUCUGACAGGGCGUUUUUCUGGCUAGUGUCCCUGCUGCUGGCCUCUUUGAUCUGGUUCAUUUCAGUGCAGCUCAGCAAUCGGGAGGACUCCAGGCUGCAGUAUGGCCUCCUGGUCUUUGGGGCCGCGGUGUCGGUGCUGCUGCAGGAGGCGUUUCGAUUUGCCUACUUCAAGCUACUCAAGAAAGCCGACGAGGGCUUGGCGACGCUCAGUGAGGAUGGGCAGUCUCCCAUCUCCCUCAAGCAGAUGGCCUAUGUAUCGGGGCUGUCCUUCGGGAUCAUCAGUGGGGUCUUCUCGGUCAUUAACAUCCUGGCGGACUCCAUAGGGCCGGGCAUCGUAGGGAUCCACGGGGAUUCGCCUUAUUACUUCAUCACGUCAGCAUUCCUGACCAUGGCCGUCGUCUUCCUACACACGUUCUGGGGGGUGAUCUUCUUUGACGCCUGCGAGAGGCAGCGGUAUUGGUCCCUGGUGCUGGUGGUGGCCAGUCACCUCGUCACGUCCGGGUUGACGUUCCUGAAUCCCUGGUACCAAGCCAGCCUCAUCCCCAUUUACAUCAUCACCAUCUCCAUGGGCGUCUGGGCCUUCUUCACGGCCGGAAGCUCCUUGCACAACGUCCUGGCCUGCCUCUCCUGUAAACAGGAGGAAGACAACCGAGUGAUGGUGUACUCUGCGCUGCAGGUCCCCGUCGAGGACUGAGCCCCUCCUCAGGCCGGCACCUGCCUGCCAGAGACAUCCAGGGAAAACCAAUACCCCAAGUGCCCUGUUCUCUGCAGCUGGGAGCAGCCUGGAACAUCCCCUCCCCAUGGCAGGAGCUGGGGCAUGGGACUCGGAGCCUGUCAGAGCAGCUCACCCUGCUCAUGGGGCUGGGCCGCUGCGCUGGUGGAGGUGUGGCUGGGAUUGCGAGGCUGAGUCCUGUGGGGCCCUGGCGGUCUCUGUGCUGUGGAUUCAGGGGCCUGGGGCACCGCCGGACUUUUUCCCUCCUGUCAGCUGCAAAGGACUGAAGCUCUGACCGGGCCUCUCGGACUCGAACCUGCCCAGAAUCGGGCUCAUGGCGGGUCUUGCAAACUCUGCCACCCCCUCCCUGUACGAACGCGCUGCCCGCUUCGGAGGCGAAUUGUCCCGCGGCUCCUCUGUCUGACUGGGGCUGCAGCAGAGGGGCUGGAAAGUCCUGUCCGGUAGCACUGACACCCGUCGCUUUUGAAAUGGUCCUUUAUUGGCAUCUAUUUCUCUGGAUCUCUGGGUAGGGUCUGGGUUAGCGGAGCAGCGAGCCCAUCUGGCUGCCCACCCCCUGCCCUGGGGCCACGAAGGGCCCUCUGAGCUGUGCCCCAGGGUUUGUGGUAGUGAGGACACCUGUGGCUUUUCUGUGUUUGCCGCAGCGCCAGUGUGACCGGCUCAGCUGGGAACUCGCCCGCCGGCAAAGUUUGGCCUGUUUUGGGGAAGGCUCAGCUGGAACGGAACUCUAAAAGGAUGGGGUGCGCUCCCCCCCUGAGGUGCAACCAACCCUGCUAACUUCCGUCCAGUGACAGCUGGGUGAGGGCGCUCCCUGCGGGGUUAGUGAGCCCAAGAUUCCCGGGUGAUGGUCUAGAAACUCUGCAGCAUUCUGUCCUUGGGCUCCUCCCCAGCAACGCACGCAUGUGUCUCAGCCUGAGAGACCUGCCCCAUUGCAGCGUAGCUUGGCAAGGGGGCUGAGUGUUAACGUGGCUGCCCCCACGAGAGAGCUGUGCUCCUAGCUACGCGUGGGAAGCAUCUGGGAAAAAGGUAGGCAUGCAUCCUAUGUCGCUCCCAGGCACCCCCUACUGGGAGGUCAUGCAGCAGCCACGGGGGUGGGGGGGAGCGUGCAAGUCAUGCCCCAGAAUGGAGGGGAAGGAUCUGAUUUAGGGGGCGCUGCUGCAGAACGGCUUGCAGUAUUGCUGGCUCUGCAAGGGCUAAUCUGCUGUAGCAGACACUGCCCAGCUAUUGGCAAUACCACGCGGCAGCUCGUCUCCAGAGAACCAGAUGCUUCUGGUGCUGUGGAAGAGGGCCGAACGGUGCUGCUUUGUUCAGGGGCUAAAAGGGUUGCCUCGCAAACCUCACCCCGGAGACUCCCUGAGGGUGGAGAGCAGUGACAGGCCGGUCGCUGUCUGCUACAAGAAGUUGAAAAUCUCAGUGUGUGUUUGUUUUUUCCCCUAAGUUUGGGAGAAGAUUCACUACAUGUCUGUAAAAUCGGGAUUUUUAAAAAUAUUUUUUUGAUUCAGAGUAAAAUCCUUUUAAUAGAGACGCUGUGAUGACUAAUAAAGCCUUC
Molecule: messenger RNA, 2320 nt
Organism: Terrapene triunguis (Three-toed box turtle)
Lineage: Eukaryota; Metazoa; Chordata; Testudines; Emydidae
Gene: APH1A
Product: aph-1 homolog A, gamma-secretase subunit
Exons: 6
Biological process (GO): Notch signaling pathway; protein processing; positive regulation of catalytic activity
Cellular component (GO): membrane; endoplasmic reticulum; gamma-secretase complex
Molecular function (GO): protein-macromolecule adaptor activity
Source: RefSeq, a predicted model, not a curated record